AUGCCAGCACUCUUCCCUUUCAGCCUCAACACGAUGGACAUGGUUUACAGAAGUCACAAGAAUGAACUGGACAAGAUUGUUUCAGAUAUUGCAGAUGCUAAAGAGAACAUUGAAUCAUGCGAGAAAAGAGCUCCAAACUUAGAGAGUCGAUUUAGGUUUUUCCAGGAAUUGAGGGGGUAUGUUCGGGACUUGGUAGAAUGCCUAAACGAGAAGGUUCCAGGAAUAGUUGAGCUGGAAAAUCGCGUGAACAGUUUACUCAAGGCACGUGCAGAUCGGCUGAUCAAGCGGAGACAGCAGGAUGUGCAAGACCAGUGUCGAGACUACAUGACAAGCACGGCUCGUGUGAAAGUUGAUGUUGAAGCACGCGAGGAGCAGAUCAGACAGCGGCGGGCUGCAGAAAGAGAAGCCAGGAGAGCCAGAAGACGACGAGCACGGGAAGCUAAGAACAUAUCAGGACAUCAUGAUGGACUGUCGUCUGAUGAUGAGGAAAGCAGUCAGUCAUUGAUGCUCAAGUUCACUUCUGAUAUGGAGGAAAUCCAAAAGGCUCAAGAAACCUUGUUUGAUGAUGUAGUGGAGGACUUCUCCGAAAUUGAAUAUGUGAAAGAGCAGUUUGAAAAGUGGAAGUUCACUUACAAAGACACCUACAGAGAAGCUUAUAUUGGAUUAUGCUUGCCGAAACUCUUUACUCCACUUAUAAGGAAUGAGCUGUUAUUGUGGAAUCCCCUCAGUGAAGCUUGUGAGGACUUUGAAGACAGUCAUUGGUUUAAUUCUUUGAUGUUCCUGGGCUUUAAAGAAGGAGAUGACAUGGAUAUAUCUGACGAUGACCUUCGGACAUUACCAUCACUUAUAGAGAAACUUAUUCUGCCCAAAUUGACCUUUUUGAUUGAAAAUGUUUGGGAUCCUUUGUCCACAACUCAGACAGCGAGGCUGGUCAAUCUGACCAUGAAACUGACCAGAGACUACCCUACAGUCCAUGCAAAGAGCAAAAAUUUCAGGAGUUACCUUGAAGCUGUAGUAACACGUUUGAAGAAAACACUGGAUGAUGAUGUUUUCAUGCCAAUAUACCCUCUCAGUGUUCUGGAAAACAGAUCUUCAGGCCCAGCAGUGUUCUUUCACCGCCAGUCAUGGACUUGUAUCAAGUUACUUGGCAACAUCCUAUCCUGGCAUCAGCUCAUAUCGGGUCCAGUGUUACAAAAACUGGCAUUGUCUGGCUUACUGAACAGAUACAUUGUGGUGGGCCUGGUCUCUUCAUCUGUCAACAGAGAAGCUCUGCACAAGUGUCAGGCGAUCAUCUCAACCUUCCCCAAAGACUGGUUCAGCAGUUUAGAAGGGGACUCAACAAUUCCACAGCUAGAGAAUCUCUGUCGUUAUCUAGUGUCGGCAGCCAAAACUCUACACAAAGCCACAGCACUUGAGAAGGAUAACGAGCGAUUAGAAGGAAGAGAGCUUGUAAAGCAGAUCAGCAAGCAUCUGAUUAACAUCCAUGCCAUGGACCAUGCCAUGUCUCUGGCCAAUGAGUUCAGCUUCAAGAUUUCUUGA
Molecule: messenger RNA, 1539 nt
Organism: Candidula unifasciata
Lineage: Eukaryota; Metazoa; Mollusca; Gastropoda; Stylommatophora; Geomitridae
Source: the annotation of a GenBank genome assembly